AUGAAGCACGAGGCAUGCCACCCCGUCUCGUUGCUCCUCGCGCCCUCCUCGCGCCAACACCAAUACCUCACAUCCGCUUUCACAUCCACCGACCUUUCCACGCCUCGCCAACCUCCUACUCCGACUUUGCAAACCAGAACCACUACGAACGCCUUGGAAUCCGACACGAUAUCAUUCUACUCGCUCUCCAAAUCGCACCACCCCGACAUAAACUCCUCCCCCAACGCCUCCCAAAACUUCUCCCUCCUCUCCGAAUCAUACAAGAUCCUAUCCGACCCAUCCCGCCGCGCCCAAUACGACCGCGACGUCCUCCGCCUCCAUCACCACCACCACGGCUCAUUCAGCUCUCACCACGCAGGCGGCCGUCCCCCCUCCGGCCUGUCCAAACGAAGAGGAACGUUCCGCGGCCCCCCGCCCAGUUUCUACAGAAGCGGCGGAUGGGGCACACAGUCCGAAAAGAGGCGCAAGGCACACGAGGAAUCUACACAGAGCCAAGGCGGCAUGGGCCCGGGGUCGAAUCCGUUUCGCGCGCACAGAAAGGACGAUGAUGUGCCGCAUUUUGAUAGGGAGGCGCAUGGGCGGACGCACAGGAGGGAGGAUGAGAGGCGGUAUGAGCGGCGGAGAGCGAUGGGGGAUGAUGAUGUUGAGUUUGAGCCGCAGACGAGUUUGACGGGUCACUUUUUUAUAGUCAUGGGGAUAUUGGUGGCGACGUUUGUGGCGCCGCUUGUUUAUUUGCAGGUUGUGAGGCUGGGGAGGAGGAAACACGAGAGUUGA
Messenger RNA from Pochonia chlamydosporia 170, 774 nucleotides. RefSeq names its product alpha-mannosidase 1a. The record is from RefSeq and is a predicted model, not a curated record. The transcript is spliced from 2 exons. Bases 1 to 774 code for a protein of 257 amino acids. Lineage: Eukaryota; Fungi; Ascomycota; Sordariomycetes; Hypocreales; Clavicipitaceae.